AUGGGCUACAACGAUGCGGCCCUUAAGGACUAUUUUAAUGGCGGGCUGGAUGAUCCAGUGUCUCAGGAGGAGAUGGCGCAGUUACAGACACUGGAAUUCUGGAAAUUCGUGCGCUACCUGCAGAAUCCGCUUCGGUGGGAUGCCCCAGUCACUCCUGUCUCCUCCAGUGGGGUGGUCGUCAGCCCAGCACCACUGCCCAGGAUGGCUACCAGCCAAGCGCCACAGCACAAGAUGCACUAUGGGAACAAGUAUGCCCAUGCUGCCAAACUUACAAAUCCCUGCCUAGUGUGGAAGAGCACAGAUAAUGUGAGAGAAAGGGAGUCAGGAGUGCUGCAGAAUGCAGGAGUCCCUGCUGUUCUUGUUGGAAGUUUGCUGUCAGUUCAACAACACACCCGUCCAUUCUAUGGCACCAAAAAUGUGAACUUACUAAAUUCGAAUGCCACAAAUCCAGUAUGCUGGAUCACAGAGCCUCUCAUCCUGUAUGGUGUGAACCUUUCCUACUUCACCAUCAUAUUUGUUUUCAACACAGUAGUUCUAAUCACAGUGUCCAGACAGAUCUUUAAGCUAAAGAAACUGGACAACAAGCAUAAGAAAAUACCAGUGAAGGAUUUCAGCACAGUGCUGGGUCUCAUGUGUCUGAUGGGUACAUCAUGGGGUUUAGUUUUUUUUGGCUCUGGAUAUACCAGCUACCCAAUACUCUACAUAUUCUGCAUUUCAAACACAAUGCAAGGCUUUUCUAUCUUUCUGUGGCUGUGUCGGACAGUGAGCCCAGAAAAACAGAAAGCAGCUCAUACCAAGUCUGCAUCCACUCUGGACACCUUCACUAUUGAAAAACAAAAGGAAUCAAGAUGACCAGUCUCAUGAUGAGCUGAACAGAUUUAUGACUACAAACCAUUGUUCACAAUUAGGUUUUUUAAUUAUUUAUUUAAAAACAAUCUCUCUUUUCCCCCCAAGUCCAUAUGGUUCCUCUUUAUGUAAAAAGAAAAUAAAAAUUCAAUCUAAUUAUUCAUAGUAAGAAGACGUGUGAUGGGUAAUUUAU
Messenger RNA from Carassius auratus (goldfish), 1039 nucleotides. RefSeq lists its product as uncharacterized. Gene Ontology annotation, biological process: adenylate cyclase-activating G protein-coupled receptor signaling pathway. The transcript has 5 exons. The coding region runs from base 1 to 852 and encodes 283 amino acids. Gene Ontology annotation, molecular function: G protein-coupled receptor activity. Gene Ontology annotation, cellular component: plasma membrane. The record is from RefSeq and is a predicted model, not a curated record. Lineage: Eukaryota; Metazoa; Chordata; Actinopteri; Cypriniformes; Cyprinidae.